Messenger RNA from Nymphaea colorata (pocket water lily), 12209 nucleotides. RefSeq names its product E3 ubiquitin-protein ligase UPL1. The coding region runs from base 318 to 11753 and encodes 3811 amino acids. Gene Ontology annotation, molecular function: ubiquitin-protein transferase activity; protein binding. The record is from RefSeq and is a predicted model, not a curated record. Gene Ontology annotation, biological process: positive regulation of protein catabolic process; protein polyubiquitination; proteasome-mediated ubiquitin-dependent protein catabolic process. The transcript has 16 exons. Lineage: Eukaryota; Viridiplantae; Streptophyta; Magnoliopsida; Nymphaeales; Nymphaeaceae.
ACUCAUUUCCUUCCAAGGAAAAAAAGGAUUCUUCUUCCUCUUUUUUAUUUGUGUGUGUCCGGGCGAGAGGAAGAGCCACUCCCCAUCUCUCUCUCUCUCUCUCAUCUUACGGUUCGUUCUGGCGAAGGAAAGAACUCUUCUUGACUACGUCCUCUGCGUUUCCUUUAGUUUUCGAUCGCCGGAGGGAUUUCCGAUCCGUCAUCCGCCCAGAAUAGGUUGUUUUUCGAGAGGCCUCUCGUUGUCUGGCCGGAAAUCGGUCGGAUGCGUAGUUGCGUUCGUGGGCGUGGCCGGUGAUCCGAACGGGCCGGUAAUUCAAUAUGAAGCUGAAACGGAGGAGGGUUCUUGAAGUGCCGCCUAAAAUCAGAGCCUUUAUCAAUAAUGUUAUUUCUGUUCCCCUUGAGGAUAUUGAGCAGCCUUUGAGAGGAUUUAAUUGGGAGUUCGAUAAGGGGGAUUUUCACCACUGGGUCGACCUCUUCAAUCAUUUUGACUCGUUUUUUGAGAAGCAUGUAAAAACAAGGAAAGAUUUGCAGUUGGAGGAUAAUUUUAUGGGUGAAGAUCCUCCUUUUCCUAGGGAGGCAGUGCUUCAAAUUCUUCAUGUAGUAAGGAUUGUAUUGGAGAACUGCACGAAUAAGCACUUCUACAGUUCUUAUGAACAACAUCUUUCUUCUCUUCUCGCUUGCACGGAUGCAGAUAUUGUGGAAGCCAGCUUGCAGACAUUUGCUGCAUUUUUAAAGAAAACAAUUGGAAAGUGUUCUAUCAGAGACCCUACCUUGAAUUCAAGACUUUUUGCAUUCUCACAAGGAUGGGGUAGUAAGGAAGAAGGCCUUGGGUUGAUUGCAUGUGCCACUGAGAAUGGAUUCGACUCUGUGGCUCACCAGUUAGGCUCUACUCUUCAUUUUGAGUUUUAUGAAUCGAGUGGCUCACUUGAUGAGACUGGUGGUAAAGAAGAGAGGAGAGAAGGUCUGCAGGUGAUUCACUUGCCAGACAUUGGCUCCCACCAUGUGAGUGAUCUGGAUCUUCUAAACAAGCUAGUCAUGGAAUAUAAAGUACCACCACGGUUACGAUUUUCGCUCUUGACGAGAUUGCGUUUUGCAAGGUCAUUUGGUUCAUUGGCUUCUCGUCAGCAGUACAUCUGCAUUCGUCUAUAUGCGUUUGUGGUGCUUGUUCAAGCUAGCAAUGAUGCUGAUGACCUAACUGCAUUCUUUAGCAAUGAGCCUGAAUUUGUUAAUGAACUAGUCACUUUACUGAGUUAUGAAGACCUAGUUCCUGAAAAAAUUCGUAUUCUGGCUAUUUUGUCUUUGGUGGCUCUUUGCCAGGACAGGUCUCGCCAGCCAACAGUUUUAAGUGUUGUGACAUCUGGGGGGCAUCGAGGAAUCUUACCAAGUCUUAUGCAAAAGGCUGUUGAUUCCAUUACGACUGGGUCUUCAAAAUGGUCUGUUGUUUUUGCCGAAGCCCUCUUGUCUCUUGUCACUGUUUUGGUAUCAUCAUCCUCAGGUUGCUCUGCUCUACGUGAAGCUGGUUUUAUACCCACUCUUCUUCCAUUGCUUAAAGACAUCAAUCCUCAGCAUUUACAUUUAGUGAGCACAGCAGUUCAUAUUCUGGAGGCAUUUAUGGACUACAGCAAUCCUGCUGCGACACUAUUCAGGGACUUAGGGGGCUUGGGUGACACGAUUGCACGGCUGAAAAUAGAAGUGUCCUAUGUGGAGAAGGGUUCAAAGAAAAAUGAGGAUGACCAUGGCAGUAAUAUGAAAGGUAAAGCUGUUGUUGACACUUCUAGUGAGCUUGAAGUUCGGCCUCUUUACUCAGAGUCAUUGGUGUCCUACCACCGCCGACUGCUUAUGAAGGCAUUACUUCGUGCAAUAUCCCUUGGCACUUAUGCUCCUGGUAGCACUGCUCGUAUUUAUGGCUCAGAGGAGAGUUUACUACCAGAAUGUCUGUGCAUUAUUUUCAGAAGAGCAAAAGAUUUUGGUGGUGGUGUAUUUUCUCUUGCUGCCACUGUCAUGAGUGAUCUCAUUCACAAGGAUCCCACCUAUUUUUCUGUCCUAGAUUCUGCUGAUCUGCCUUGUGCUUUUCUGGAUGCUAUUAUGGGUGGUGUACUUUGCUCUGCAGAAGCAAUAUCUUGCAUCCCACAGUGUCUAGAUGCCCUAUGCCUAAAUAACAAUGGCCUUCAGGCUGUAAAGGAUCGGAAUGCUUUGAGAUGUUUUGUGAAAAUAUUUACUUCAAGGAUUUAUUUGCGUGCCCUUUCUGGUGAUACUCCAGGGUCCUUGUCUACAGGGUUGGAUGAGUUGAUGCGCCAUGCAUCUUCUCUUCGUGCGCCUGGGGUGGAUAUGUUGAUUGAGAUAUUACAUUCAAUAUCAAAGAUAGGAUCAGGAAGUGAAUCUUCAUUGCUUUCUGUGGAAUCUGUGACCUCACCAUCUCCAGUGCCAAUGGAAACAGAUGUAGAAGAGGGGGCAUUGAUUACCUCCAAUGAUGGUGCACCAUCCAAGAUAGAAAAUUCUGAUCAAAUAGUUGAGGGAUCUACUGAAGGUCCACUUGCAAACGUUGAGCCCUUCCUUGUUGAGUGCAUAAGCAAUGUUGCUCGCCUUCUAGAAAAUGUUCUUCAAAAUGCUGAUACUUGCCGCAUAUUCAUUGAGAAAAAAGGGAUUGAAGCAGUUCUGCAAUUAUUCACGCUGCCAUUACUUCCUCCUGGCAGUUUGAGUGGUCAAAGCAUAUCCGUUGCCUUCAAGAGCUUCUCACCGCAGCAUUCUGCUGCACUUGCCCGAGCUGUUUGUGCAUUUCUAAAGGAACAUCUCAAGCUGAUGAAUGAAUUAUUGCUGUCUGUAGCUGGAACCCAACUUGUUGAUGUGGAAGUAACAAAGCAAACAAAAGUUUUGAGAUGUCUUUCUAGUUUGGAAGGUCUUCUGUCAUUCUCCAAUUUUUUAUUGAAGGGUACAACUACUAUGGUGUCUGAAUUGGGUUCUGCAGAUGCUGAUGCUUUGAAGGAUCUGGGGAAGAUUUUCAAGGAAAUACUUUGGCAACUUUCUUUGUUGAGUGAUUCAAAAACGGAUGAGAAGCAGGAUGCUGAACAGGAAGGUGGAUCUGCGGAUUCUUUGACAUCAAAUAUUUCUGGCAGAGAAAAUGAUGAGGAUCUUGUUUCGUUUAUCAGAUAUGUCAAUCCUGUCUCAAUCAGGAGCAGUUCUGCAUCACGCUGGGGUGGAGAAUCAGAUUUCCUUUCUGUAAUUCAUCAUGGGGAAGGUGUAAGCAGACAUGGUAGAAGGCAUCAUGGAAAUGAAGUUCUGAGCAGAGCCCGUGGGGGGAGAAAUAGUCGUCAUGCUGAUGCUUCACACAUUGAUUCAGAAGGCUCUUCGAAUGCACCAGAGACGUCUCACAAUCCUGAAAGUAAAAGAAAAAGUCCUGAUGCCUUGAUUUCAGAAGUCCUAAAUAAACUAGCUACUGCCAUUCGCUCUUUUCAUGCAACUUUGGUUAAGGGUUUCUCUGCUCCCAGUCGACGGAGAGCUGACCCUGGAUCACUUAGUUCUGCUGCUAAGAAUCUUGCAACUGCUCUUGCUAAAACCUUUCACGACAGUCUCAGCUACUCUGGAUAUCCUGGUUUAAGUGGUCUGGAAAUGUCCCUGUCGGUGAAAUGUAGAUAUCUUGGAAAGGUUGUGGAUGACAUGGCCGCUCUGACUUUUGAUGGCAGGCGCCGAUUAUGUAAUACGGCAUUGAUUAAUAAUUUUUAUGUACAUGGAACAUUUAAGGAACUUCUGACCACUUUUGAAGCUACAAGUCAGUUGCUAUGGACGUUGCCUUUCAGCAUCCCUGGCCCCAGUGCUGUGCAAGAAAAUGUUGUAGAGGGGAACAAACUCUCUCACAAUUCUUGGUUGUUAGAUACCUUGCAAAGUUAUUGUCGUAUGCUUGAAUAUUUUGUCAAUUCUUCCUUACUAUUGUCACCAGCAUCUGCGUCUCAGUUGCUUGUUCAGCCUGUUGCUUCUGGGCUGUCAAUUGGUCUCUUUGCUGUUCCUAGGGAUCCAGAAGUUUUUGUCCGGAUGUUGCAGUCUCAGGUUCUUGAUGUGAUUCUUCCUGUCUGGAAUCAUCCCAUGUUUGCUCGUUGCAGUCCAAGUUUUAUCACCUCUAUUGUUUCUAUAGUUACUCAUGUAUACUGUGGUGUGGGAGAUAUAAAGAAGGGCAGGAAUGGUGUUACAGCAAGUGCAGGUCAUCGUUUAAUGGCCCCCCCUCCUGAUGACUCGGCUAUUGCUACAAUAGUGGAGAUGGGCUUCAGUCGGGCCAGGGCAGAAGAAGCAUUAAGACGUGUUGAGACAAAUAGUGUUGAGAUGGCUAUGGAAUGGUUAUUUAGCCAUGCAGAGGAGCCAUUGCAGGAGGAUGAUGAACUAGCGCGGGCUCUUGCAUUGUCAUUGGGCAACACAUCAGAUGUAUCUAAGGAGGAUAAUGGCGAUGUCAUGAGAGAUGUUCCAGCAGAAGAGAGAGGGGCUGAGCUUCCUCCUAUUGAUGAUAUUCUGUCUGCAUCCAUGAAAGUGUUUGAAAGCAGUGAUUCUGUUGCCUUUCCAUUGACCGACUUGCUUGUAACCCUUUGUAACCGGAAUAAAUGUGAAGAUCGUCCAAGAGUGGUGUCAUAUCUGAUUCGGAGUUUGAAGCUUUGUCCUAUGGACUUCUCCAAGGAAACUGGUGCAUUAUCUGCAAUUUCUCAUAUUUUAGCUCUACUUCUUAGCGAAGAUAGUACUACUCGAGGAAUUGCAGCAGAGAAUGGUCUUAUUCCAGUUGUGUUGGAUAUUUUGACGAACUUCAAGCAUUGCAAUGAUUCAAGAGGAGAUAUUUUAAUCCCGAAGUGUAUAACUACCUUAUUGCUUAUCUUAGAUAACAUGUUGCAGUCGAAGCAAAAGGUUUCUUCAGAAAACCCUGGAAGAUCUCAGUCAGGGUCAGUAGGUGAUGGUUUUGGAGAUGAUGCUACUUUGUCACUUUCUACGUCCAGUAAGGAAGGGAAACCAGCCUGUGAUGGUCAGGAGAAAGAAACAGCUGAUGUUUUUGAAAAGAUAAUGGGAAAGUCUACUGGGUAUCUUACUGCUGAGGAGAGUCAGAGACUACUUGUGAUUAUCUGUGAGUUCAUAAAACAGCAUGUGCCUGCUACUGUCAUGCAGGCUGUUUUGCAACUAUGUGCGCGUUUAACAAAAUCACAUGCAGUAGCAAUGCAAUUUCUUGAAAAUGGAGGCUUAGGUGCUCUUUUCAGUCUUCCCAGGAGUUGUUUCUUUCCAGGGUAUGACAGCAUAGCAUCUGCUAUUAUAAGGCAUCUGCUGGAGGACCCCCAAACCCUUCAAACUGCUAUGGAGAUGGAAAUACGGCAAACUUUGACAAGCAUUAGCAGUCGGCAUGGUGGUCGUGUUUCCACCAGGACAUUUUUGACGUCCAUGGCACCUGUUAUUUCCAGAGAUCCUGCUGUGUUUAUGAGGGCUACUGCUGCAGUUUGUCAAUUGGAAUCUUCAGGAGCAAGAACAUAUGUUGUCCUGUUGAAGGAGAAAGACAAGGAGAAGAAGGAGGAGAAGGAGAAGAAGGAGGAAAAAGACCGGGUAAAGGCUGGUGGUGUUGAGAAUGGAACUGGCAGUUCUUCAAAUGAGGGUAUACGAAUGCCUGAAUCCUACAGCAAGCUCCAUGAUGGGUCUGGGAAAUUGUCAAAGGGGCACAAAAGGGUUCCUCAUAGUCUUGCACAGGUUAUUGAUCAGCUUUUGGAAAUUAUAAUGUGCUACCCCUUGCCAAGAAAACAUGAGCACUGUUUGGGCUCCGAGGUGUCUAUGGAGAUUGAUCCACCUGCAACUAAGGAAAAGGGUAAAUCAAAGAUUGAUGAUGUAAAGCUGGAGGGUGAUCGUUCCUCUGAAAGAUCUGCUGGCUUGGCAAAAGUGACUUUUGUCUUGAAGUUGAUGAGUGAGAUUCUUCUAAUGUAUGUUCACGUUGUGGGGGUUGUUUUGCGGAGGGAUUCAGAAAUUUGUCAACUGCGUGGAUCAAGUCAAGUUGAUGGUUCAGUGCAUGGUGGAUUGCUGCAUCACGUACUGCAUGAGCUACUUCCAUUGUCUUCUGACAAGAAUUCUGGAACUAUAGAUGAAUGGAAGGACAAGCUCUCAGAAAAAGCUUCAUGGUUUUUAGUUGUGCUGUGUGGUCGUUCUAGUGAAGGACGAAGGCGAGUGAUAGCUGAACUUGUGAAAGCUUUGUCUGCAUACUCAAACUUGGAAAGCAAUUCUACAAAAAAUGUAUUGCUACCUAACAGAAAGCUCUUAGCUUUUGCUGAUUUGGUGAAUUCCAUUUUGUCAAAGAACUCAUCAUCCAGUACUCUGCCCGGUCCUGGAUGUUCACCAGAUGUAGCAAAAACUAUGAUUGACUGUGGGAUGGUACAAUCAUUAACUGGUAUUCUUCAGGUACUUGACCUUGAUCAUCCUGAUGCGGCAAAAGUAGUGAACCUGAUUUUAAAAGCAUUGGAAAAUUUGACUAGGGCUGCAAAUGCUAGUGACCAGCUGUUCAAAACUGAUGGAAUCAAUAAGAAAAAGUCUUCAAGUACAGCUGAAAGGACUGAAGAUCCAGCAGUUGUGCUUUCUAAUGGUGAACCCAUGGAGAACAAUCAAACUGCAAAUCCUCAGGAACAAGAGACAGAUGUAGUUCAAGCUGAAGAGCCGCCUCGAGAAACCUCCACCAAUUCAAGAGAUCAAGCUGAAAAUCAAAAUCAACCUAUGGAACAGGAGAUGAGGAUAGAAGUGGAGGUGACUGUGCAUGCUCAUCCUUCUUCAGAUCGUGGUGUAGAGUUCAUCAGGGGUGACAUGGAAGAUGGGCACCACACAGAAGAUGUUGGAAUGACUUUCCAUGUGGAGCACAGGGCAGUUGACGACAUGGGUGACGAGGAUGAUGAAGACAUGGGUGAUGAUGGGGAUGAUGAUGAGGAAGAUGAGGAUGAAGAUGAAGAUGAGGAUGAAGAUAUAGCUGAGGAGGGUGGUGCUCGGAUGUCUUUAGCUGAUACUGAUGUAGAAGAUCGUGAUGAUAACGGUCUAGGGGAUGACUAUAAUGAUGAUAUCAUGGAUGAAGAAGAAGAUGAUUACCAUGAGAAUCGUGUCAUAGAAGUUAGAUGGCGAGAAGGUCUAGAUGGGUUAGACCAUUUACAGGUUUUGGGGCGCCCUGGCGCUUCAAGUGGUCUAAUUGAUGUUGCAGGUGAACCUUUUGAAAGGUUGAAUGUGGAUGAUAUCUUUGGUCUUCGUCGGUCUAGUGGUCUUGAUCGAAGACGACAAGCUGGAUCCAGACCUUUCCUUGAGAGGUCUGGUUUGGAUCACAUUAAUGCUUUUCAACAUCCUCUGCUUGUAAGGUCAUCUCUUUCUGGUGAUACAAAUGUUUCAGUGUGGCCAUCUUCUGGAGGUGCAAGGGACGUAGGGUCGGUUUCAGUUGGAAAUAUUGAUGUUGCUCACUUUUAUAUGUUUGAUGCUCCAGUUCUUCCAACUGAACAUGCAGCAGCAAACUUUUUUGGUGACCGUUACAUGGGAACUGGACCUUCAUUAUUUGACUUAGGUGUGGACCCUUUGCCAUUUGUGGGAAGAAGAGGUCCAGGUGAUGGUCGGUGGACAGAUGAUGGUCAGCCUCAAGCUGGCGGACAAGCUGCUGCUCUUGCUCAAGCAAUUGAGGAGCAAUUCAUUUCUCAGCUUCGCAGCUUGGCACCAGCUGAAAGUCUUAACGUGGUAAAAUCAUCUGAGAAUUCUGAAUUGCAGGGUAAGCCAACUCCGGAGUUGCCUCCAUUGAAUCCUGUAAAUCGUCCAGAAAAUGAAGAUGUUUCUGCAAAUGAACAAGGUGGCGGUGGUCUGCAUCAAGAAGUAGCAAUUCCAUCAUUCAAUCAUGAGAGUUCGGCUGCUGCAGAGGAUGCGUCUCUUGCACAUUUAUCCCAUGGGACUUUGAAUUCUGAUAUUGCUGCAAGUGAGCCACAAGAAAAUUUGCCAGCCCAGGAACUGAAUCUAAUGCAUCCUGAUGUACCUGUUUCUAGUGCUACCGAAAGUGUGCAGAUUAUGACUGGAGAUAGUGAUUCUGGCAGUUUACCUGAUCUAGUUCCUGAUCUUUCACCAACUAAUCUACCAACAGAAGUUCCUGCAGUCCAGGUCGAGGCAGGAGCUGAACCUAAUGAUCUAGUCUUUCACUUUGAAGGCAGCAAUGAGCCUUCUAGUGUCGAAACAAAUUCUAGUACUUAUGCUUUGCUGGAUUCUGGCUUAGAAGUUGGCGGUGGCAGUCUUGGUCAAGCUGUGUCUUUCCAUGUUAGUGCUGAUGUUGAGAUGGAUGGUGCAGACAACGUAGAUAAUCAAGCUCCUGGGCCUGCUUCUAGUAAUGGAGUAGAUGAACCAUCAUCUAGACAGAAUGUGGAAGUAGCCACGCUGGAUGGUAAUCAAGUUGAACAAGGUAAUACUAACAAUGACACCUCAAGUACCAAUACAAUAGAUCCAACCUUUUUGGAGGCUCUACCUGAGGAUCUUCGAGCAGAGGUGCUGGCAUCAAGGCAAGCUCAGUCUGUUCCCUCUGCAGCAUAUGUACCUCCACCGACAGAGGAUAUUGAUCCUGAGUUUUUGGCCGCUCUUCCUCCUGAUAUCCAAGCAGAAGUUUUAGCACAGCAAAGAGCUCAAAGAGCUUUGCAGUCUCAGCAAGCAGAAGGACGAGCUGUAGACAUGGAUAAUGCAUCAAUAAUAGCUACGUUUCCUGCAGAUUUGCGUGAAGAGGUACUAUUGACUUCUUCAGAUGCAGUUCUAUCAGGACUUCCGUCUCCCUUGCUUGCUGAAGCUCAGAUGCUAAGGGACAGAGCCAUGAGCCAUUAUCAGGCACGUAGCCUUUUUGGCGGUAGUCAUAGGCUUGGUGGGAGGAGGAACAGUAUAGUGAUUGACAGACAUGCAGCAAUGGAUAGAGGUGUUGGCGUUACAAUAGGUAGAAGGGCAGUUUCUGCUAUUGCAAAUAGCCUGAAGGUUAAAGAGGUUGAGGGGGCACCCCUUCUGGAUGUUAGUGCAUUAAGAGCAUUAGUUCGCUUAUUGAGGCUUGCUCAGCCUUUGGGCAAAGGUCUUCUCCAGAGACUCUUGCUGAACCUAUGUGCACAUAGUGUUACACGUGCUGCUCUUGUUUGCCUCUUGAUUGAUAUGAUCAAACCUGAAGCACAUGAUGUUGCUGGAACAUCAAACACAAUGACUUCCCAGAGGCUGUAUGGUUGUCAGUGGAAUGUGGUUUAUGGUAGGCCACAAUUAUCAGAUGGCCUUCCACCUCUUGUAUCACGCAGAAUUCUUGAAAUACUUACAUAUUUGGCAACAAACCAUUUGGCUGUCGCAAAUAUUCUUUUAUACCUGGAUCAGCCUUUGAAGCUGGUGUUGUUGUCUCAUAGCCUAGUCGAUUCUAGGAAGGAGAAAGGAAAGGGCAAACUUUCAGAGGGGUCAACAUUUAAUGGACUUUCAGAAGCUUCUCAGAAAGGCGAAAUUCCACUCAUAUUGUUUUUGAAGUUACUGAGACAACAAUUAUUCUUGCGUAGUAAUGCUCAUUUGGAACAGGUUAUGAGUCUUCUACAUGUGGUGGUCAACAAUGCUGCCUUGAAAAUUGAUUCUGAGCUUCCUUGCAAUCAAGCUGCAACAUCCAGCUCACAGGUUUUAGAUAAUGAGACAUCUGAUAUUCAGAAAGAAGCUUCCACAUCUGAACAAAACACUAAUCAUGAAUCUAGUAAAAAGCCGGAAGCUGAAGUCUCAACUUCUGCUACCAAGCAAGCUGUUAAUCCACGUGAAAUUCUCCUGCAGCUUCCUGAAACAGAAUUGCGCAAUUUGUGCAGUCUUCUUGCCCAUGAGGGGUUAUCAGAUAAAGUUUAUUCACUCGCUGCUGAGGUCCUGAAGAAAUUGGCAUCUGUAGCUGGUCCUCACCGCAAGUUUUUUAUUUCAGAGCUAGCAAGUUUGGCUCAUGGUCUGAGUAGCUCUGCUGUCAGUGAGCUCUUAACUCUCCAGAGCACUCACAUGCUGGGCUUGAGUGCAGGCUCUAUGGCUGGGGCAGCUAUUCUGCGGGUUUUGCAAGCACUUAGCACAUUGACAUUAGUCAGUUCUGAUGGGAAAAAUGGUGAAGAGAAUGAAGGAGAGCAGGAUGACCAGACUACCCUGUUAGAGUUAAAUCAGGCACUUCAGCAGUUGUGGCAAGAGUUGAGUGUGUGCAUUAGCAAGACCGAAUCAAAAUUAGGACAGAGCUCUUCAUUGUCUCCUCUCUCAAGUACUGAUGCUGGAGACCAUGUUGGAGGGGCAUCUGCUCUAUCACCACCUCUUCCACCUGGGACCCAGAGGCUGCUACCAUUUAUAGAAGCUUUCUUUGUUUUGUGUGAGAAGCUACAGUCUAAUAGCGCCAUCAUACAGCAAGAUGUCAACAAUGUGACUGCCAGGGAAGUAAAAGAGUCUGCAGGUUCAUCAGUAGCACCUCCAACGAAAUGUGGUGGAGCUACUCAGAAGCGGCAUGAUGGAACUAUAACAUUUGCAAGAUUUGCUGACAAGCAUCGGAGGCUUCUAAAUGCAUUUAUAAGACAAAACCCAGGAUUGCUGGAGAAGUCGCUGUCUUUGAUACUUAAGGCACCAAAACUUAUUGAUUUUGAUAAUAAAAGAGCAUAUUUCCGGUCAAGAAUUAGACAGCAGCAUGAGCAGCACCCUUCUGCUCCUUUGAGGAUAAGUGUUCGGAGGGCAUAUGUACUGGAAGACUCCUAUAACCAGUUGCGAUUACGGCCUAGUCAAGACCUCAAAGGUCGGCUGACUGUUCAGUUUCAAGGGGAAGAAGGAAUUGAUGCUGGUGGUCUGACAAGAGAAUGGUAUCAGUUACUUUCCAGGGUUAUAUUUGACAAGGGAGCAUUGCUGUUUACUACUGUUGGAAAUAAUGCUACAUUUCAACCUAAUCCAAAUUCUGUUUAUCAACCUGAGCAUCUAUCGUAUUUCAAAUUUGUGGGCCGUGUGGUUGCAAAAGCAUUAUUUGAUGGUCAACUUCUUGAUGUUUACUUCACUCGGUCCUUCUACAAGCAUAUUCUCGGGGUCAAAGUGACUUACCAUGACAUAGAGGCUGUUGACCCUGAUUAUUACAAGAAUCUGAAGUGGAUGUUGGAGAAUGAUGUGAGUGACAUCCCAGACCUGACAUUUAGUAUUGAUGCUGAUGAGGAGAAGCAUAUACUGUAUGAGAAAACUGAGGUUACUGAUCACGAGCUUAUACCUGGUGGGAGAAAUAUACGAGUCACAGAAGAAACAAAGCAUGAAUAUGUAGAUCUUGUGGCAGAACAUCACUUGAAUACUGCCAUCCGCCCACAGAUAAAUUCUUUCCUUGAAGGUUUCAAUGAGUUGGUUCCAAGAGAUCUUAUUUCAAUAUUUAACGACAAAGAGCUUGAGCUUCUGAUUAGUGGCCUUCCUGAAAUUGACCUUGACGAUCUGAAGGCAAAUACUGAGUACACUGGCUACACUGCUGCCUCUAGUGUCAUCCAAUGGUUUUGGGAGGUAGUGAAAACAUUUAGCAAGGAAGAUAUGGCUAGGUUACUUCAGUUUGUCACUGGCACUUCUAAGGUUCCUUUGGAGGGUUUUAGAGCCCUGCAAGGCAUAUCUGGCCCUCAACGUUUUCAGAUCCACAAGGCAUAUGGUGCACCAGAAAGAUUGCCUUCCGCUCAUACGUGUUUCAACCAGUUAGACCUGCCGGAAUAUUCGUCAAAGGAGCAGCUCCAAGAUCGAUUGCUGCUUGCUAUCCACGAAGCUAGUGAAGGGUUUGGCUUUGGUUGAACACAGGCUGAAGGUGAUCGACCCACACUGAAUUCAACCCUGUUCCAGUUGCUUAAAGUGAGUUGCUAAGGCAAACGUGUCGGUGAUUUUGUCAUGAGGUAGGCUUGUGCGAACAACAUUGAACACGAUGGCAGAACGUGCUGGGCGCAAACUGAUCUCUCUGGACUUGGCUUUCAUUUCGGGAUGUAGAGCUCUUCAUAUCUUGCAAAUUUUGGUCAUCAAGAUCCGGAGAUUAUAUCAGUUCCCAUUUUUGCAAUUGGGCAUGUAUAUAUUAAAAUGUCUAAAAUGCCGUGUUCCUGUUUUUUUUUUUUUUUCGUUAAAUUGUUUUUGCUUUUUUGGUUUUCAUUUCCUCCCCUUCUCCUGGCCUGAAAGAUAGACUGCCUGGUCCUUGUCAGGGUGUGAAUUUGUGAGUAUUGGAACUGGUGAAUAAAUAAGUGGGUUAGUCUCUCUUCUGUA